Molecule: messenger RNA, 1026 nt
Organism: Kazachstania africana CBS 2517
Lineage: Eukaryota; Fungi; Ascomycota; Saccharomycetes; Saccharomycetales; Saccharomycetaceae
Gene: CTR1
Product: high-affinity Cu transporter CTR1
Exons: 1
Coding region: 1-1026 (341 amino acids)
Biological process (GO): intracellular copper ion homeostasis; copper ion transmembrane transport
Cellular component (GO): plasma membrane
Molecular function (GO): copper ion transmembrane transporter activity
Source: RefSeq, a predicted model, not a curated record
AUGGAUAUGAAUAUGGCAACAAGCUCAAGUAUGCUGGCAGCCACAAUCUCGAGCAGUGCCAUGGAUAUGAGUAUGACAAGUAUGGCUAGUGAGUCCGUGGUCUCAUCGAUCGAUAUGCCCAUGAUGAUGACAACGACUACCGCCACCAGCGGCAAUGCUACAUCAACGAUGGCAAUGGAUAUGAGUGAUGGAAUGGACAUGGAUAUGAGUAUGAAUUACUAUUUGACUAAAAAAUUUGUAGGGUAUCCCGUACUUUUUGAAAAGCUAUAUGCAAACAACAAGAGGCAAGCAUUUGGAAUUUUUGUCUUAAUAAUAACAACCACUUUUGUGUACAAAUUGAUUUUAUUUACCAGCUGGUGUUUGGAAGUCCAUUGGUUUAAAAAGUGGAACAAGUCUACAAAUUAUACUUCUAUAAAAGUAAGCGAGUCGAAUUCAGAAGAUAAUAAGACAUUGAUUGAUGAAUACGUCGACCCAUAUAUCAAUAACAGUAAAAUAACUCCCAAAUUACCUAACUUGGUAGUAGAUAUUUUUAAGCCAUCCCUUGUGGAGUUUUCACAUGAUUUUAUCAGGAUUGUAUUUGUGUUCUGUUCUACGAUGCUCAUUUACAUGCUGAUGUUAGUAUGCAUGACAUUCGUACUAACUUAUGUGUUUGCAGUAAUCACUGGUUUAGCAUUGUGCGAGGUAUUUUUCAACAGAUGUAAAAUGCAUAUGCUUAAGAGGUGGGAUAUCAUAAGAGAGAUUGAAAAAUGUCGUAAUUGUCCGGGAGGUGAAAGUUGCAAUUGUGGUAGACAUAAUGAAUCUCCAUUGGCCCAGAAUCUUAACAGUAAUGAAAUCCAGAAGGAUGAUGGAUUAACGAAACAGGAAGAGACAAUUUCAAGCGAUUCGGUUGCAAAUCAAUGCAAUUGUAACCAGCAACAUGCUGCUGAAGUGCAAGGCAUUGAAAGAAACAUGCUCGAAAACUCAAAACUCCAGGAACAAAGCAAUGACAUGGAACAUAACCUCCUUCCAGCUGAAAAGUUCAUAUGA